Messenger RNA from Amborella trichopoda, 2091 nucleotides. NCBI's taxonomy places the organism in Eukaryota, Viridiplantae, Streptophyta, Magnoliopsida, Amborellales, Amborellaceae. The record is from RefSeq and is a predicted model, not a curated record.
AAUUGUUUUUUUUUUUUACUUCCACAGGCUCUGAAACUGGACCAUCUCUCUUGCACACCAUGAUUCUGAACCAACCCACCUUCUCCUUAAACCCUCCCUUCAAUUCCUUUCUCUCUCCUCUCUUCCCCAAAACAAAAACCCCAACUGCACUCUCCUCAAAAGACCACAAAGAAACCUUCUUUUGCCAUAGCCCUCUCUCUCAUCCAGGCUCCUACUCCCCUAUCCUCUAUCUUUUCCCCUCAAAACACCCCAAAAAACCCUUUCUUCAAAAUUUAUCGCCACCAUCUUACUCAAACCCUAGUCAUGAAGAAGAUGACCACGUUAUUGGCGACUGUAUCGUCCUCGAAGAAGGGAUUUUCGAGGACCCAUUUGCUCAGCAAGAAUUUCCUGAGAAACCCAGAAAGCCAAAACCAGUUGUGGUUGAGAAUUUGGUACCGGAUGACUGGAAAGAGGCAGCGAAAGAGCUCAACAUGAGUAAGAGAGAGAGGAGACAAAUUGCUCAGAAAAUGGAGUUUGGUAGUCGACUGGCUAAGAACAAGCCGAGGGUUAUUGAUAUGGAUCAGUAUUCAGCUUAUAGAUCAGAGAAAUUAUCUCAAUUGAAACCUAUUGUUUUGGACAAGCCAGAAGGUUUUCAUGAGAAUUCGAAUGACUUUUCUAGGAUACCGGACCCAAUUAACGAUCGUAGUGAUGACAAUGGUGAAUUGGGUCUUUCUUCUAAUCAUGAAGGAGGAGCUGAAUUGUGUUUUUCUUCAAAUGAUGAAGGUGGGGAUGAAUUGAGUUUCUCUUCUAAUGGUGGUGGUGAGUUGGGAUUUUCUUCUAGUUUGAGAGUCGUUCCUAGAAACCCUAGGUUGGAACUUGAGGGUGGAAGCUUUGAUGAUAUAACGGAGAUGUUUAACGGUGGUUAUAAUGGCAGGGAGGAAAGCAAAGAGAAGUCUCAAGGUCCUCGCAAGUUGUUAACAAACGAGGAAAAAGUCCUUCUGAAUAUGCGCGUACCUCGUCUUUCAGAUGCUACUUCAGACAAGUGGCUACCGGUACACACACUUGCAGUGUCAGGGCAGUUUUAUCUUCUGAAUGCAUUGCUAAAACACAAUGUUGACAUCAAUGCUACUGAUAAGGAUGGAUUGACUGCUCUUCACAAGUCUAUACUUUGUAAGAAACAGGCGAUAACCAAUUAUCUUUUGAGAAACUCGGCAAAUCCUUUCGUUCGUGAUGAUGGAAAAUUUUCUACUGUUGGGGCUGUCAAUUUCUGCAGCAUUGUGAGGACCCCCCAAAUAUCACUCGUUUGUUGGACGGGGGCUCCACUUCAACUACAACUUUGGAUCGUCCAUUCUUUGGCAACAAGAUCUACAACUUUAGGAGCUGACUUAUUCAUUUAUCUAUAUAUUUGGGAAUUUAUGAGAAGGUCAAAAUAUGGCUAUUUGCAAAAUCAAGUGGUAAAAAUCCAUUCUAACAUGGUUUUGUGGGGUUCCAUCAAUGUAUGAAACUGAACAGCCCCAUCCAAAGGUAAUUUUCCAUCUCUAAUUGUUCUCCAUCCCACAUUUCUAUUUAUUUGGCUUUCAUAGGUAAAAGAAUUUCUUUUUUUCUUAAUAAUCCUGUAAACAAAUAUUUCCAGGAACACAUGGCAACUUUUCUUAUUUUUUACUGUGAAUGGCACCCCAACUUAAUUUAGAGUUAUUUCAUUCUAUGGUGCUUAAUGCAUGUUUUGCCAAUUUUUGCCAGUUCCAUGUAACAGGCAUGAGUGGAAGGGGAGAGGGAGUUUUGUAGCAUAUUUCAAAUCAGAAUCAUGCUUUUCUCUUUUAAUAUGCCAGUGUAAACAAUGGAAAACUUUUCUCUUUUUUCAUGACCUGUCAUCGUAUGCUAGCACUUUGAUUUUCUACUUGUUGCUCACAACAGGAUGGAGCUACCUUGAUGCAUUAUGCAGUUCGAGUUGCUUCAGUCCAAACAAUUAAAAUCUUACUUUUGUACAAUGUCGACAUUAACCUUUCUGAUGAUUAUGGGUGGACACCUCUACAUCUUGCCGUGCAAACCCGAAGAACUGAUUUAGUAAAGCUAUUAUUAAUCAAAGGUGCCGAUGCUAAAUCAAAAAAUAAG